Molecule: messenger RNA, 3843 nt
Organism: Babesia microti strain RI
Lineage: Eukaryota; Apicomplexa; Aconoidasida; Piroplasmida; Babesiidae
Exons: 13
Coding region: 1-3843 (1280 amino acids)
Source: RefSeq, a predicted model, not a curated record
AUGGAGGGUAAACACUACUCAGUGUGUCCCAAUUUGCAACGGGAAAAUCCGCCAGGUGUAUACGAUUCUACAAUUACUGGUGAUAUCAAAACCGGUUUUGACGCUACGCUCCAAUGUACGAUCAACGAUGGUCUAUUUAUCCCAUCCACUGCUGAAGUUUUUUCCCACAAUGACAACAAUAGCACUUUAGUUUUUGCCAAAAAAAUGGAAAAUGAUUCGAUUCAUGAUUUUACUGGCAUCACAUGUGUCAAACCAAUAUCAAGUCAGCCUCCAGGUGAAAUUAGUGCGGUAUUGAAGGCCCUGCCCAUAGAGUUGACAGAUAGCCUAAGGAAGACCUUCAACUCUGACAAUUUGGACACUUGCUUUAAGCCUAUACAACAAAGACCUUGUAGCAUAACGCAGGCGCCCCAAACACUAGAUUGGUCCAUUUACACCAAGGGUUAUAGUACGGCCGGUGAAAUUAUAUCGGUUGACAGUACUGAUGAUUGCCAAAGUGAACAAUCUAGCUGUAUGAAUUUCGAUAUUGAGAAUACAAAUAUUUUGGAUGACUCUGUGGUUUUUGCUAGGAAAUAUUUCACCCAUCGCCAAGAAUCCAUACAAAGUGACGUACAUGUCACGGAACAAACUUCUCCAACGCAGCCUGGCACGGGAAAAUGGCUUGUUAAAGCCAUGCCCAUAGUGUCGUCAAUACAAAAAUCACACAGGACGAGUUGCAAGGCAGAUAUAACACUCCAAAAGUCCCCUAGUAAACUGUUUCAAGACCCAAUAAUACCGCUGCAGCUGGAUAAUUUGUAUUCAGGUAGGGUAUCUGAUGAAAUUCUUAUUGAGCAGCAUACGCUAAGGGAAGGUGAAGAAAUAGACUGGGAGGAGCAGCAGACGCAUCUGGAUUGGAUUGUUAUGCUCAGGAAGACAUUUCUUACGUUACGAAAGGAUCCAAAUGCCACCAAGCAACAACUAAGAACCAUCAAGCAUCGAUUAGCUAAGGGCUUGGGUAGGGAUAAAUGGAAUAGAAGCGACUAUUACCCUACGACACACAGCGUAGAUGAGCCUUACGAUUCAGAUUGCAGUGAUAGCACAUAUUCCAGCAUAACUGUAACCAGUUAUGCAUCUGUUGUUGAGCGGCAUAACGCUUCGCCCUCAAGGAUUAUACUGGAUGCUCCAUGCACCAAUUACAAUUUUUUUGGGGACGAUCCGCCGUUGUUCUGCUUGGGUAGCACGCAUAAUAAUAUCACUACUGGCAGUAACAUUUCCAGUGGUAAUGAAUUUCCCAAUGAGAAAAUAGAUCGUAAAAAUGAUGUCGAUGAAUUUGAAUUCAUUGGCGGUAACAACUUUAUGCACAUAAAAGCUUAUGGCUGGCUCAAAAUGCUACCACAAGAUACGACUUCUCCUCUUUCCCAUGUGCCGCCAUAUCAUCAACUGUACUAUGAAAUGCGGAACAAUUUUAUAGUUUUAUACUACGACAACAAAUUUAGCGUGAAAUCUCGACUGUAUAAACCAUGCAAAAUAAAGCAGGUAGGAUGGUUAAUUAGCAAGUUUAACAAAAAAUAUAUAUAUAAAAAAAUGAACAAUCUCAAGCACAAUGAAACUAUAUAUGAUGAUAGGGUAAAGUUGUUCCAUUUCGGGGAUGCAGGGAGGGGGAAAGAUGUCAAACAUUUGUUGUUUAGGGAGAGUUUUACGCCAAUCUGUGCCAUACACCUAAAAGGGCAUUACAAUUUUGAAUCACGUAAUGUGGGCAAAUUGCAGCAACUCCACAUUGAUGCUCAAUCUAUACCUCUGAACAAAAUUUUAUGGACGAGGUUGAAAGAAGCAGACGAUGACUUCUUUCCAGCGGCAAGCUUUGAACUCCCGAAAAGCAUCGAGAAGACGUUUUCCAAACUAAAGUUUCGAAAAAAACUUUACAAGUCAAUGGUUGAUAAUGUCAAAAAUAUGAUUUUCAAGUCACAGUCCAUCACACUAUCUGUAUUGAGCGUAUCCCAUAUGGAAAACGAGGAUCUCUUAUCAAAAGCCGUGUCUAGGAAGAGAGCAUCUGACAUUAUUAACCAUCUAAACGACAUCAAAGUGCCUGUAUUCCAACAUUUAUCACACUUUUACAACUGUCCAUACCUGAGAGAGUUGAGUCUGGCAAAUAUAAAGUUUGAUGAGAAGUUUGAUAGACAUAUAUUCAAAACGUCUGUCAAGGCUAGACCACUAAAUAUGCUAGAUUAUAGAUUUAGACAUAUUACCGACAGUGAUUUAGAUAUUAUAAUUGAUUAUCUAACUUGCAGUGUUGAGUGGCUAGACCUUAGUAAUAACAACCUAAUGGUCGGUGAUAAAUUGGAUAAAUUGGUUGAAAAGGGUAAUAUCAAGUGGUUAACACUUGAUGCCAACCCUUUGCCCAAUGUUAUCGUUGAAAGAUAUAAAGGCAACCUAUUAACCCCAUCCAACAGAAACAAGCCAAACGAAAUAAACCCCAAAAUUGAACUGCUCGAAUCAGUACAGGCGCAAACAUCGCACAACAAUUGUGCGCCAGAAUCUGGACCUGUACAUAUGGCUAAAGACUUAUAUUUCGUGCAAAUGCGGGACAGAUUCUUAGACGUGCUGAAUUUUCAGGGCAUAUGCAAUAGAAGUAAGAUUUAUUCGGGAAGACUUGCCAGCUUUCAAUGGGGCUUAGUAAUGUUUGGUAAGACUAAUCAAUUGGUAUUAAGAAGCGAUUUCGGCAAGAGAAUACCCGAAAAUUUAUUGCCUUUACAUUACGUAUAUUUUGAGCUCCGCGGGUCUUACUUGAUAUGGUUUCCUAAUCCAUUAAAUAAAUGUGGCAAAAAACAAAAGAAGAGAUAUAGUUUCCAAGAAAACUACAGUGAAAACGUCAAUAUUUCCAUACGAAACGUAUUUUAUAUCUUAGAUUGUGCUGUUGUCAAACGGGCUGGAUUCAAGUGGCUAAAGGUUAAAGCUACCAAGCCGUGCAAAUGUAUAGAUGAAGGCGAUUCCAAUGCGCCAUUUUAUCUAUACUUGAGAGGACCUAGCGACUCAGUCACACAUACUUGGAUGACUUUUAUGGCAAAAUUGAUCGCAGGACAAUUAUAUAUAAACACCUGUGACAAACACGCAAUAUUGCCCAGUAGGGCUAUUCUGGACCAUUGCUGGCAGCCUUGGUCUCAACGCCUCUUAUUGUACGGAUACCCCCAAGAUUAUGAAUCCCUUGUAAAAUUUAUGUCAAAGCUGCGUAGAAGUCUAAGGCUAAAGUAUCUCAAUGGGUCCAACAUGAAAUUCGAUGGACAUACAGAAUUUAAGCCAUUUGAACAAAUCAAGUUAAUGCAAUUAGAUUUGUCAUUUAAUAAUUUUUCAAUGGCAGAUGAAGGCCAGUGGGAUAAUGUUAUUGACUUUUGCACCAAGGAUGUAAUGGCCAAGGAAUUUAUCAUGGAUGGAAAUCCGUUGGGUGAUAAUUUUGGAACAGCAAAGUUCCUCCAUAAGGCAAUAACAUCCCUCACAGCCAACUUCAUCAAAUUCAACUAUGUGGAGAUCGGAGACGCAGCCGGCAACCAACUGUGCAACUUGUUCACUGACUCCUAUGAUUCUAUAGGCUAUGUCAAAGUGAUUGAACUCAAGGGGCAUAACAUGACCAAUCCAGUUUUGGAAAAGCUUCUAACAAUUCUAAAAUCCAGGUGUCCAAACUUGGAAAAAGUCACAUUAACAUCUUCGAUAGGCAGGCAUGUAAAAAUCACAAACGACGUGUUGGAGAUUAUGGAUACGAACGUUGAGCGCUGUGAUUCAUCAGAAAUGACAUUACAAAUCGUGGGACAGUGUGUACAUCACAGACGCGUGAAGAAGGGCAAAGGGACAACCAGGCAUGCAAAUAAUUCUUAA